Andrographis paniculata is the source of this 2183-nucleotide messenger RNA. RefSeq lists its product as uncharacterized. Bases 101 to 598 code for a protein of 165 amino acids. The transcript has 4 exons. The record is from RefSeq and is a predicted model, not a curated record. NCBI's taxonomy places the organism in Eukaryota, Viridiplantae, Streptophyta, Magnoliopsida, Lamiales, Acanthaceae.
UGAAAUCUCUCUCUCUAAAAUUUCGUCUACAUCUAGCAAGUCUCUCUUCUCCAGUUGCCUUGUGUUCGAAGUUGGUUCUUUCCGGCCGAUUUACCAUUGAAUGGAGAGAUACACUCGAGAACUGUUCCAUAUACUCAAAGGUGGACAAAACUUAAAAUUAUUUCGGAGAAUUAAGAAGUCAAGAAUUUGGAGAUUUCGCAUUUGUGAUCCAUUAUUCGCAGUGGCAUAUAAACACAAGUUUUUAGGUACGAUUCAACUGGAUCUAAAUUUCCGAUACACUCGAGAAUUGUUCAAUAUACUCAAAGUUGGACAAAGCUCAAAAUUAUUUUGGAGAAUUAAGAAGUCGAGAAUAUGGAGAUUACGCGUUUGUGAUCCAUUAUUCGCAGAGUGGCAUCUAACACAAGGUGAUCAAAGCUCAAAAUGCUCCGCAAAACAGGCAGAAGAAGAAGCAGGAGAAUGGGCAGGGUCUGGAUCUUGGCGCCAUUUAUCUCCCGGUGGUGGAUGCUGCUGGACUAGCGGCUUUGUUUGGAGCAUCAAGGCUGGUGUACGAGAAACUAUCUAUGAACACCAGCAAGAAGAAGGAUUUGAGUUCCUCUAGAAGAACUUCGCAGGAAGUACUUAUAUUUCCGAGUUAAAGAACUCAAAUCUACCUGGGGUGGGUGAAUGCAUCAUUUCUCAUACACCAGGUACUGGAAAGACACAUCUGACGAUUGUAUUCCUUGAGACGUAUCUAAAGAUGUUUCAAACUGUCUUCCGAUGAUUAUCAUCCCAGCAAACAUACUAUGUACUUGGGAAUCAGAGUUCAGAAUGUGGAGGGCUGGGCUUCAUUUCCGCAACCUGAACAAUCCGGCAUUCAUCGGCAAUGAGAGGGCGGCCGCUGACCAUCUCUUUAAAGGGCCGAAGAUCAGAUGCCGCGAUAUGGAGGCUACCCGCAUGGUCAUUAUAUAUUCGUGGAAGAGGGGGGGAGUCCUUUUGGGGAUUAGCUACAAUCGUUUCGAGAAGUUAACGGCAAAGAAGCACGUGGAGGAAGCAAAUGUAGGCGAGGACAGGUGCUGAAGAGAACUUGGAAGUUCUGAGGUCAACACUUCUUGAGAUGCCUGAACUAGUGAUUCUUGAUGAAGGCCAUACUCCUCGAAACAACAGGAAUAAAAUUUGGACAUCCGUAGUUCAGCUCAAGACAGAAAAGUGUGUCAUAUUGUCCAGGAUGCCGUUCCAAAACAACUUCGAAGAGCUGUUCAAUACCCUGAAGAUCGUAAGGCCGACAGUGGCAGAAAAGAUUAAGCAGGAUCGGAAAUUCGCUGAAAUUAUGCAUUCAGACAAGGAAGCCCAAAUCUCUCGGCCUGCUUUACUUCCCGGAGCAGUCAAUCGUGUAGUGGAGAGGCUUAAAGUCUCCAUCUAACGUUUGGGAACUGUCCUACAAAAGAAUCUCCCUGGAUUAAGAGACUGUGUAAUCCUCCUGAAACCGACUGGAAUGCAAAAGAAACUGAUCGACAGGCUGGAACAGGAACUGUUAAGGAAACCAUUUAAGAGUGAAUUUGGAUUCUCUAUGGUAUCUGUUCAUCCUUACCUCACCCAAAUGCAAGUCGCAAGUGCCAACCAAUCGAAUUGAUAUGCAAGCAGUCGAGGCAUCAAAGCUCAUUCCUGGCGAAGGGUCAAAAUGCAGACACGUGUAGAAUAGGUUGUGAUUUGUAAAGAUUUAUGAUGAAUUUUGUAUCCUUUUUAAUUAUUUUGACCGAUUAUUAAUUUGCAAUUGCUCUAUAUUUGCACUAAAUGUGUUUGAUUGGAUAGCUUAAGUUAUAAGGUUUUAAGAAUGUUUUUUUAAUAUUUUGAUAUCGCAUGGUCAAAAUAUAUUCGUGGAAGAGAGGGGGAGGCCUUUCGGAGAUUAGCUAUGAUCUUCUGGAGAAGUUAACGGCGCAGAAGCACGUGGAGGGGCAGAGGACCGGUGCUGAACAGAACUUGGAAGUUCUGAGGACGACACUUCUUCAGAUCCCUGAGCUAGUGAUUCUUGAUGAAGGCCGUACUCCUCGUAACGACAUCCAUGUUGGAUGUUCUAAGUAGAGGAUAUCGCAGUGGCGAUAUAUUCUGGUCCCAAAUUGUAAGAACAACACAAUCAAUCAUCAGUUGUUCGCUCUCUUAUUAUUUUCUGUCCUCGAUUUUCAUGUGUAAUUAUUAUUUGGUUCUGA